AUGAAACCCGCUAGAAAACAGGUGGACGAUUCCAUAUUUAAAGUGGGUCCAACAAAAGCCGAUCGUCCCGACGCAUUUUACAACAUAUGGUACAAUAAGUGGUCUGGUGGAGAAAGAACGUUAAAGUAUUCGAGGCAAAGACGCGAUGCCGAUUGGAUCUUGACGCCGGUGAGACGAAGGCCGACAAAAUGCCUAACACAUACUUUUGUAUAUAUUUCGCUCGCGGAUGUUGUCCUUUUGGUCACGAGUGUAAUUACUGGCACAGAAUACCAUCAGAAUCUGAUCCGGUGGAUACGACAAUCGACGUGUUUGGGCGCGACAAGUUUGAUGAAUAUCGUGAAGAUAUGGGUGGCGUCGGUUCGUUCAACAGGGAAAAUCGAACGCUCUAUGUCGGAUAUAUCCACAUUGGUCCUGACAUGGAGGAAAUCGUUCGCAAACAUUUUGGCGAAUGGGGAGAAAUCGAAAAAGGUGGUUCUUUUGGUUUGCUUGCUUUUAGUUUCACAAUCACUGACGAUAAGCAUUUACUUGUUAUCAGUUAAGAUCCUCAAGGAUAAAGGCGUGGCGUUCGUAACAUAUCAGUGCAUACUUAAUGCCGAAUUUGCUAAGGAGGCGAUGAGCAACCAAAGUUUAGAUCACAAUGAGGUGCUUAAUGUACGAUGGGCCACCGAUGAUCCGAAUCCACGCGCGAAGGCGGAAUUCAAGCGAAAGGCCGAAGCCAUAGCCGCUCAGGCAAUACAAAAAAGUCUUCCCGCAGAGUUUACAUUGGUGAAUGAUGAUUAUAUAAAUAAAAGGCCUAGGAUGGAUGACAGCUUCACUCAGGAUCAGUAUGGUCUGGAGGGAUAUCAAAACCCACAGUACAUUGAACAGUCCAUCCAUCACAACAAACUUGUGAGACAAAAUGCCGAAGCCUCAACUUCGACCAAAGGCGCAUCUAUCGAUCAUAAAAAUGCCAUUAUCUCAGCAGAAACCCUGGAAAAUAUAAAAUCAAUUUCACAAAAUAUUUAUAAGUCCAAUACGAAGACGAACACAACACAGAGUAACGAUAGCAAAGCGUUGAUUCAACUUGCUGACUAUGGAACUGAUGAGGAAGAGAGCGACGAGGAGGAGUAA
This is a messenger RNA of Acaulospora colombiana, 1110 nucleotides long. The record is from the annotation of a GenBank genome assembly. NCBI's taxonomy places the organism in Eukaryota, Fungi, Glomeromycota, Glomeromycetes, Diversisporales, Acaulosporaceae.